AUGUCAUUUUCAACGACGGCCUCAGUGUUUUCUCAACACGCGUUCAUGAAUCCUGGACCGGCUCCUGCCCCUCCUCCACAAUCUGCACACUCGUCUAUUUCCAAUAGUGGGGACAAGAACUCACAUCCACGUAAACCAUCAAACGCAAAUUCGCAAUAUUCACUCUCAUAUUCUAACUCUUCAUCAUCGCUAGCCUCAGCAAAUGGUUUAUCGACAUCUCCACGAUCUGCUACUCAAACUCUAUCUAAAGAUGACAGUUCAUACUACUUACACCAUGCUCCAACCUCAUCACAAUCAUCAUCUUCAUCAGCAAGUCCAACCACCACAGCUCACACUUCUAAUGGUUCGACCUCUUCUUCUAGCAAACCGCUGAAACCACCCAAACAGGGCUGGGUCUCUAUUAAAGAAGAUGGUUCAAUGAGGUUCAUGUGGACCAAGAAGUUUCUUGUUUUAAAGGAUAAUGUUUUAGAGCUCCAAAAGAACGAGGUAUGUAUUGAUUAG
Sugiyamaella lignohabitans is the source of this 501-nucleotide messenger RNA. RefSeq lists its product as uncharacterized. The record is from RefSeq and is a predicted model, not a curated record. Bases 1 to 501 code for a protein of 166 amino acids. The transcript has a single exon. Lineage: Eukaryota; Fungi; Ascomycota; Dipodascomycetes; Dipodascales; Trichomonascaceae.